CAUAUUUGUAAUUGAUUAUGAAAAGUUGAAGUGGCUAAGUCUGUGUUUGUGAAACAGCAGGGAGAGCGGGAACGCGUUGCGUAGACAUCACAUCCUCCUCCUCUACAUAAGCGCCCUCGCAUCCCAUUCUUUGCACACUCAACAAGCAUUCACCAUUCUCACACCUCUUCAUUUUUUUCUCCAGAUCUAUUUUUCCUUCACAACCUUCACUUCCUUCGUUUUUUUCUCUUCAACCAACCUCCUUCAUUUCUCGACUGAAGAAAUGGCUCCACCGAUUGAGACCCCAAACAAGGUUUCUGGCUAUCAGCACACCCCACACCCUCCUCUUAACGAGAGGAUUCUUUCAUCCUUGACCCGGAGGACUGUUGCUGCACACCCAUGGCAUGAUCUUGAGAUAGGACCCGAAGCGCCAAAGAUCUUCAACUGUGUGGUUGAAAUUGGAAAAGGAAGCAAGGUGAAAUAUGAACUUGACAAAAAAACUGGACUUAUCAAGGUUGAUCGUAUACUUUACUCGUCAGUUGUCUAUCCCCACAACUAUGGGUUUAUCCCUCGUACUAUUUGUGAGGACGGUGACCCCAUGGAUGUCCUGGUUAUUAUGCAGGAGCCGGUUCUUCCAGGUUGCUUUCUUCGGGCCAAAGCUAUUGGACUCAUGCCUAUGAUUGACCAGGGUGAGAAAGAUGACAAGAUAAUUGCUGUAUGUGCUGAUGAUCCCGAGUAUCGUCAUUACAAUGAUAUCAAGGACCUUCCUCCCCACCGUUUAGCUGAAAUCCGUCGCUUUUUUGAGGAUUACAAGAAGAAUGAAAACAAGGAAGUUGCAGUAAACGACUUUCUUCCUGCCUCAGCUGCCUAUGAAGCGAUCAAGCAUUCCAUGACCUUGUACGCUGACUACGUUGUGGAGAGCUUGAGGCGGUGAUGUUGAUGCUUUUGGCACUAUGUUUGGUUGUGAAGACUGUUGCUAUAAUUACGAUUAUGACGAAAUCAAAGCUUUCUAUCUUGUCGCGUGUGCAUUGAUAUCAGGGCAGGCACCAUGCAAAUUCUAUACAUGUUCUUAAUUUUGAGUGAAUGAUUUUUUCAUUUAUUAAUAUCAAAGUUUUAUAUUAUAGCUAAAUCUACCGAAUAUUUGGACCAUAAUCUUACAUCUUAUAAAGGAUUUCUACAACA
Molecule: messenger RNA, 1161 nt
Organism: Vigna unguiculata (cowpea)
Lineage: Eukaryota; Viridiplantae; Streptophyta; Magnoliopsida; Fabales; Fabaceae
Product: soluble inorganic pyrophosphatase 4
Biological process (GO): phosphate-containing compound metabolic process
Cellular component (GO): cytoplasm
Molecular function (GO): inorganic diphosphate phosphatase activity; magnesium ion binding
Source: RefSeq, a predicted model, not a curated record